CGCACGACGACGACGACGUCUCGUUCUAGAACGAAAACGCGAAAUUGUUAUUAAAAAGUGAGCAGGCGUAGAAUUACGAGCAAGAACCCGGUCACCACUACAAAUGCAAGUGCAAGUGAACGCCAAGUAACAGCAACAAAUUGCGCGUGAGAUUUAGAUAGCUUCCUGAGUAGCGUCACGUAGACGGCAAGCAACUUGCAAAUCGAUAUUCACACUCACACACACAAGUACACACAGUGCAAACAGUAUGGAAAACACAUUAGAAGGCGGCGGCGCUGAUGGCGAAAAUAACAUUUUGCCGCUACCCGCCAUGUGUCCGGACACUGACAGCAGCACUACACCAGCCACCGCCCCCGCCCCUGCAAUCACCGAAUCAGCGACAAUGAUAAGCAGCAGUAGCGACGCAGAAGUUGCUGCGGCGUCAUCGGUGACGACAAACAACCACACAAAUUUGCACAUGGAGAAUGAAGAAGAAGAUGAAGGGAGCAGCAUAUUGGGCACAGAGCACCACCACAACAACAACAACAAUAAUAAUAAUAAUGAGAAUAGCACGAAAACAAUACAACAAACACAACAGCUGUUAGGGGGUGGAGAUGGCAAUGCAAAUACCACAACAUCUAAAACAACAGCAACAACAACUAAAACAACAGCAACUACAACAAAUAAUGUCAAAGUGACGGAAACAGCGCCGACUGCGACGGUAAUGAAGGCAGCGGCAGCGGCGUCUGCCGAUUCAGACAGCAACAAAACGGAGCGCAAUCACAAGAAGAAGAAAAAAGAUAAGGAACGUGAACGAGAUGAAGAUAAGCGACACAACAAUAACAGCAGCAGCAGUAGCAGCGAUCCACGCAAGGAUCGUGAGAGCAAUAUGAGCAAGAGCACCAGCGGCAGCGGCAGCAAGUCCAAUACAAAUCGACACAGCAGCGACUACAAGCCGAGUUCCAGUUCCUCAUCUUCAAGCAGUUCCCGCAACAAAGAUAAAAAGCAACACCGAAGCGAUCGAGACCGGGAACGUGAACGGGAACGAGAUCGAGAGAAGAUACCAUCGUCAUCAUCGAGUUGCUCAUCGAAUUCGCAUUCACAUCGACGACGGAGCUCCGACAGCAGCCGCGGCAGCAGCAACAACAGUUCCAGCAAGCUGUCGCUCAUCAAAGAGGAGAAGGACAAGGAUAAGGAAAAGGGGAAAGAGAAAGAGAAGCAAUCGAUUGAAGUGGCAACAGUUGAGCAGCACAUCAAAAUGGAGGAAAAGGUGGAAAAAGAGCCUGCAAUAUUAACAGUACUUACUAACAAUAAAAACAUCAAGACGGAAAGUGAGAUCAAAAAGGAACCAAUAACUGAAACGAAGCCUUUGCUCAAUGGAGAUGCUUUCAAAGCAGUGAUAAAAACUCGCGAAGAAGUCACGCGACAAUUGAGCUUUAAUUCAUCAGAUGCUGUGAAGACCAAGGAGAAUAACACAACCAACAUUUCGUCAUCCGUUUUAAUGCCUUCACCGGCGCCAAAGACAUCGACGUCGUCGUCUUCGUUCAAUCAUUCCUCCUCCAGUUGCAGUGCACGCAAAUCGUCGUCCUCCUCCUCAUCCACCUCAUCGAGCAGUCAUCACAAGACAUCAUCCUCGUCCUCCUCUUCAUCGUCGUCACGGCACUCGUCAUCCUUCUCCUCGCGUGACUGUUCCAAAUGCUAUAAACGCUCGAAGAUCCGACGCAGCAGCGUUGGCGUUCAAUGCGUUCAACAUGCGCCCAUUUCAGGCGCCUGGCAGACUGUCCAAAGUUUACCGCCGCCAUCGGCUGCAAAUCGAAAGGCUCCCGUUGGUCUCGAAAAUCUAAAAUACGGACAAUACUUUCAAGUGGAACAGUAUCCGAAUGGAGGUGCAUCGGUUGUGCAUCUGUAUCAGCAUGAAAUUGAUGCACUCUCCCCGGACGAAAUGGAGCAGCUGGUGGAUGAGUUUUUCAGCGUAUGCUUUGCUGAGGAUGAGCAGGGUUAUGCGCACCAUGUGAUGGGCAUUGUGCACGAUGCCGCGCGCUAUAUACCCGAUCUCCUGGAGCACAUGGCCGAGAACUAUUCAACGCUCACCGUCAAGGCGGGCGUUCUUGGUCGCAACUCCGACAUUGAGACCUGCACCAUGGCCCAGUAUAAUGAACAGGUGGUGCGCAACUAUUGCCAGGGCACAUUUCGUUAUGGACCAUUGCACCAGAUCAGUCUGGUGGGCAAAGUGCACGAGGAGGUAGGCGGCUAUUUUCCGGAUCUGCUUGGUCGCAUCGAGCAGAAUCCAUUUCUAUGCAAGACAAUGCCUUGGGGUGUCAAUUCCAUACUGCAAACGGAUCCACGCCAGUCAAACGAUGGCCCAAUCCUGUGGAUUCGCGCUGGCGAGCAACUGGUGCCCACGGCGGAGUUGAACAGCAAGACGCCACUCAAGCGACAGCGCACUCGCAUUAAUGAGCUGCGCAACCUGCAGUAUCUGCCACGUCUGUCGGAGGCUCGUGAAACAAUGAUUGAGGAUCGUACCAAGGCGCAUGCGGAUCAUGUGGGGCAUGGACAUGAGCGCAUUACCACCGCUGCAGUUGGUAUUCUUAAGGCUGUGCAUUGUGGACAAUCCUAUAACCAAAAUCGUAUCACUAAAGAUGUGGUCGCCUUCGCCGCUCAGGACUUUAAUACGUUGGUGGAAAUGCUGCAAUUGGAUCUCCAUGAGCCGCCAAUAUCGCAGUGUGUGCAGUGGAUUGAGGACGCCAAAUUAAAUCAGUUACGCCGUGAUGGCAUUCGUUAUGCUCGCAUCCAGCUGUGCGACAAUGAUAUCUACUUUCUGCCGCGCAACAUCAUUCACCAGUUUCGCACCGUGACGGCUGUAACGAGCAUUGCUUGGCACUUGCGUCUGCGUCAGUAUUAUCCCGGCCAGGAGGUGAUUAACGAGAAGAACAAUCCCGUGUUGGCCGAGACACCGCAUUACAAAGAGAAGCAAACAAUUUUGCCCAAUCCUAUUGGUCACGAUGAACCUGGUAAAAAGACGCCUUCAAAGCGCACACACGAUGGCAAAGCGAAGCGUAAACCUAUUGAUCUGGAGGGCAAGGAGCGACGUUCCAGCGAAAGCAGCCAGGAGGAUCAUUCAACAGCAAGCUCAUCGCCCACACAGCAAACCAAAAGUAACAACAGCAACAACAACAACAACGCCAGCAGCACCAGCAGCUGCAGCAACAACACACCUAAAAAGAAAUCGAACAAAGACGACUCCAAGAUAGACAUGCGCAAAAUGGUUUUGGAUCACACAUAUAAACUAAAAGCGGCGGCAUCAGCGGUCACAUCGCUGGAUAAGGAUAGUAAGCUGUCGAACAAGGACAAGUCCAGUCGUGAUAAAGAUAAGGAAAAAGACAAAGAUAAUAAUAAAGAUAAGAAUAAGGAAAAGGAGCGCAGUAAAAGGGAAAAUAAAUUGGAAGUGACAACGCCAACAGUUUCUCCUUCUCCUGCGAAGAUGCCACGCCUCGCUAGUGAAGAUAACACGGCAACAGCUGCUAAUGCUCCUCCUCCUGCUCCAACUGACUCAAGUGCAGUUGCCAAUGUUGCAACGCCACUGCCAGCCAUGCUGCCGGCAUUGCCGCUGCUGCCUCUAGUGCCUCAAACACCCUUCAUGCAUCGCGAAGCGUACGUCAACAGUUUGAAUCAAAAGGAGCCCGAAAUCAAAAUACAACUUAAAAUGGUAUCCGAUGAGCCGACGGUCACUGAAGUCAAUCGCAAAAUUGAAGUCCCCCCAGCACCACCAACACCACCAGCACCGAUGACACCAUCCUCGCCGCCAACGAUAAUUCCACCCGAUCCAGUUGAAGAUGUAGGCAAUGAGUUAAUUGUGGAGAGCACACCACAAUUGGAUGUGGAUCACGAGGAGGAGGUGAUCGAGCUUUGCGAAGAGGUUAUACCUUUGGAUAUACCGCCACCAGCUCCAACUCCAGCUCCAAAACCAACGCCAAUUCCAAUGCCAAUGCCAACAACAACAAUGCCUGUGAUGCGCCUUACACAGCCACCAUUACCAACAACUGCACCACAAGUUGUCAAGGUUGUGCUGCCAGCUUCAUCGUUGACGCCCUUGGUGGGUCGCCUGUCAGCUGUGGUCUUGACGCCUCCAUUGCCGCCAAUGCCAUUGCCACCACCACCGCCGCCGCCACCACCACCAUCAGGAACGGCAGCAGCAGCGGCAGCAACAGUUGUUGCCACAACAGCUGUCAACAGAAGCGCCAGCAUGCAGAAAAGAACAACAACAAACACCAGCACCGGCACCACCUACAAAACGUUCAAUUUGCCCUCGCACAAGAUCAUUUUAGCCGGCAGUAGAGCUGCAGCCAAAACGACGUCCGUAAAACCAGUCGAUCUACUUGGUUCGAUAAUGGCCAGCAUGGACAAUAAGCCCAGUAUAAUAACAAGCUCAAGCAGCUCCUUCCUCCUCCUCCUCCUCCUCCUCUUCCUCGGCAAAUGCAACUGCAACUGCGUCAGCGUCCGCCUCAGUCAACAACAACAGCAGCAACAGCUCGACAACAAACACUUCGCUGUCAUCCUAUGCCAACUCCAAUAACAGCUAUUGAGUGUGUAGCAGCUGCAGCAAAGAGGCUCCACAAUUAACAUUAUUAAUUAAUGCAGCUACAAAUUGUUGCUAAUUGUUUUCUGUACAUUUGUUCGUUUCGGCAACUUGAGAAAAACUUGGAAAAGCGUCUAACGCAAUUGAGAACUUAACGAGUUAGCCCACAAAUCGUUUAUUGUAUAUAUAGCAAAAGGGAAAUAAGUACAUAAAACAGAUAAACACACACCACACCACUUACACACCCACACACUCUAUAUCUAUUAUAUUUGAUAACUGUAGAAAAUUAAGCUCAAAAAAUGCUAAACCCUUUUUAGA
Molecule: messenger RNA, 4873 nt
Organism: Drosophila innubila
Lineage: Eukaryota; Metazoa; Arthropoda; Insecta; Diptera; Drosophilidae
Exons: 9
Coding region: 248-4552 (1434 amino acids)
Cellular component (GO): nucleus
Source: RefSeq, a predicted model, not a curated record